AUGUCUAAGUAUAAGUGGAGGGAUUUGGUUGAUAUAAACUCUAAGACACGUUCUCAUCUAUCAGCUCUUUCCUGCAUUGCACACAUCGAUGCUAACGCCUUUUUCGCACAAGUUGAGCAGAUUCGAUGUCAUUAUACUAAAGAUGACCCCGUUGUGUGUGUUCAAUGGUCUUCGAUAAUCGCGGUAUCAUAUGCUGCAAGAAAAUACGGCAUAACACGAAUGGACUCCAUAGGUGAUGCGCUCAAGAAAUGUGAUAAAUUAGUUCCAAUUCACACAGCUGUUUUUCGCAAAGGUGAAGAUUUUUGGCAGUACCACGAUGGAUGCGGAUCAUGGGUUGAUGAUGAAGAUAAGAAACUUACACCUGAAAAUUUCAAAGUGUCUUUAGACCCUUACAGAAGGGAAAGUCGUAAGAUUUUGAAAGUAUUCAAUGAAUGGUGUGAUGUUGUUGAAAAGGCUAGUGUCGAUGAGGUCUUUCUUGAUCUAGGGAGAUGCUGUUUCUCAAUGCUAAUGUUUGAUGAAUCCGUACACUCUUUUAACGAGAUUAGAAGAGUGUUCAAAGAGGGAGAAUAUGAUCUUGAUCUCUACUUACCACCGGUACCGAGAAAUUUGGAUAUUCAGUUCGACGGUAACGUUUACAAUCCCGAAAAACGCAGCCUUUUCGAAGACUGGGAUGAUGUGAUCUUCUGUUUGGCGUCGAUCCUUACCAACCGAAUUCGAAGUAACAUUGAGGAAGUUCUUGGUUAUACAACCUCUUGUGGCAUUGCCAGGACCAAAAGCAUAUCCAAGCUGGCUUCGAAUUUCAAGAAACCAGCUGCUCAGACCAUUAUUAAGAAUUCAUGUAUAGAAGACUUCUUAGACAAUGAGAAAUUCGAAAUUACCUCAUUUUGGAGCAUGGGAGGUAUCACUGGACAAGAAUUGAGUCAACUGUUAAAUCUACCGAAAGAGAAGACGAUAAAAUACAUUCGCGAUUCUUGGCCAACUACCAGUGAUGAGCUCAAAGGUUUCAUUGAUACCAAGUUGCGCGAGAUGGGAAAAGACCGUGACAAAUACCAUACAAUCGACGAGACUCAAACGCAGGCCAUAGCAGAUAAACUAUUUCAACUAGUACGAGGCGAAUAUCGAUUGUCCGUAAAUGCAAAACCAAUGGUCAAGUCCAUGAUGUCCAAUAAAAAUCUGAGAGGAAAUUCUUGUAAAAAUUUUAAGGAUUGCAUCGCAUGGCUGGAAGUUUUUAGUGGGGAACUAGAUGGUAGAAUUCGCGAACUUGAACAAGAAUAUAACCGUUUGUUCAUACCUAAAACGAUUGCAAUCUCCGUUAGGGGGCAUAAAUUUCAAAAACAUGCAAAAAGCUCCAGCUUAAUGUUUACUGGGUCUCAUAUCCACAGUAAAGACUUUUUGGAGGCAGGAUCCCGGCUGACGCAGGAGUUGGAUAUGAAAUUUGGAAAAGACAGUGGAUAUUACCCCUUGACGAACUUGAACAUGUCGAUAUCUAAUUUUGAGAUCUUGGAGAAAGGGAAAACUAUUGUCGACAUGUUCGGAAGGCAAGCUCAAGUCACUAAAAAGGUCGAACCCGGAAAUUUCUCCUCUGUAGAGAGCGUCACCGCUGAAAACAAAGAGUCACUCUUUUUAUGUCAGCCUUGCGACUUAAGUUUUAGUAGUGAGGAGCAGUUGCGGGAGCACGCUGAUUACCAUUACGCUCUAAAGCUUUCAGAAAGCCUCAAUGGGGCGAACGAGGAUUCUAAGAAUCUUUCCUACGGUGAAAGAAGGCUACUUUUCUCAAAAAGAAAAAGGCCCGCUUGUAGUAGCAGUAAAAAUGAUAGUAAAAGAGUUAAGAGCACGCCACAAAGUGAUAUAUAUAAAUUCUUCAAGUAA
This is a messenger RNA of Lachancea fermentati, 1869 nucleotides long. NCBI's taxonomy places the organism in Eukaryota, Fungi, Ascomycota, Saccharomycetes, Saccharomycetales, Saccharomycetaceae. The record is from the annotation of a GenBank genome assembly.